UUAUAAUAAUAUAUUAUUACAGAGAGAUUUGCCUGCCUGUACUCCGUCUGUCAGUGUCUCAAGCCUUCCUUUGAUUGCUCGCCCUCCCCUUCCUCGCGUGGACCUCUUUCGUUAACUGUCUAUCAUCAAUCCUCGAAUCUCGCUUUCAUUUUUCCCAGAUCUGCUUUCUAUCUAUCUCUCGCUUCAACCCUAGAUUUCUCCGCAAGUUUCCUUUUUGUUAUUAAAUCUGUCAAAUAUCUCGAGAGAUUGAACUAGGUUUUUUGAAGAAACACUAGAACGUUGGUCUUCCCUUGCUGUACAGAUCUUAUCCGUAGAUUAGCGUUUUAGGGAUCGAUAAGAAGGAAACUCUUGUGGUGAUGAACAACAACAACAACAACAGAGGAAGGUAUCCUCCAGGGAUUGGCGCUGGUCGUGCUGCCAUCAACUCUAACCCUAAUUUCCAGUCGCGGCCUGGUUACCAACAGCAGCCGCCGCCGCAGUACGUUCAGCGCGGUGGUUACGCUCAGCAGAAUCAUCAACAGCAGUUUCAGCAAGCCACGUCUCAGCAGGUGCAACAACAACAUGGAUACCAACAGCAACAACAAUGGCUUCGAAGACCCCAGAUCUCUGGCGGUAACAGUAAUGGCGAUGCAGUUGCAGAAGUUGAGAAGAGUGUUCUGUCCGAAGCCGUCGACACAAAUUCGGAAGAUUGGAAAGCGAGGCUUAAACUACCUGCACCUGAUACUCGCUACAGAACUGAGGAUGUGACUGCAACUAAAGGAAACGAGUUUGAAGACUAUUUUCUGAAACGAGAGCUUCUAAUGGGAAUCUAUGAGAAGGGUUUUGAAAGGCCUUCUCCUAUUCAGGAAGAGAGUAUCCCAAUCGCCUUAACCGGUAGAGACAUCCUUGCCCGAGCCAAGAACGGCACUGGCAAGACUGCCGCCUUCUGUAUUCCUGUCUUGGAAAAAAUUGACCAAGAUAACAACGUCAUUCAAGCUGUGAUAAUUGUUCCAACUCGAGAGUUAGCCCUUCAGACAUCACAGGUGUGUAAGGAGCUGGGGAAGCAUUUGAAGAUCCAAGUCAUGGUGACCACUGGAGGCACCAGUCUAAAAGAUGAUAUCAUGCGUUUGUAUCAGCCUGUCCAUUUACUGGUAGGAACUCCUGGGAGGAUUCUGGAUCUUACCAAGAAAGGUGUUUGUGUUUUGAAAGAUUGUUCCGUCUUUGUUAUGGAUGAGGCGGAUAAGCUUUUAUCUCAAGAGUUCCAACCUUCAGUGGAGCAUCUGAUCAGCUUUCUUCCCCAAAAUCGUCAGAUACUGAUGUUCUCAGCCACGUUUCCUGUCACUGUCAAGGAUUUUAAGGAUAGAUUUCUGACGAAUCCUUACAUCAUCAAUCUCAUGGAUGAGCUUACGCUCAAGGGUAUUACGCAGUUCUAUGCUUUUGUUGAAGAACGACAGAAAAUUCAUUGCUUGAAUACACUCUUCUCCAAGCUGCAAAUUAACCAAUCCAUCAUAUUCUGCAAUUCUGUAAACCGUGUGGAGCUCUUAGCUAAGAAAAUUACAGAGCUUGGGUACUCGUGCUUUUACAUCCAUGCAAAGAUGCUUCAGGACCACCGGAACAGAGUGUUCCAUGACUUCCGCAAUGGUGCAUGCCGUAAUCUUGUGUGUACUGACCUGUUCACACGUGGGAUUGACAUUCAAGCAGUCAAUGUGGUGAUAAACUUUGACUUCCCGAAGACUGCAGAAACUUAUCUACAUAGGGUUGGUCGAUCAGGAAGGUUUGGCCAUCUUGGUUUAGCUGUGAACCUCAUCACCUAUGAGGACCGCUUUAACCUUUACCGGAUUGAGCAAGAGCUUGGAACGGAGAUCAAGCAAAUUCCUCCACAUAUCGAUCAGGCAAUUUAUUGCCAAUAACUAAGGGUUUGACCCCCCUUGGUCUCCUGUUAGGUGUCUCGGUAAUAAGUGGUUGGUUGACGCAAUGGGAAGAAAGUUGUGUUUAUCUAGCCAUGGCAGGACAACCAAAACCCAAAGUCUUCUCAUUCUACCUCUUACCACCAAAAUGUUAUGUGUGCGUCUUUUGAGUUUCCCUUAUUUAGUAGAUUCAACUACAUAUAGACAAGUCCCAGAAGGUUUAAAAUUCUGGGUAGAAGUGGAAGUGAAGCUCUUUUUUUAAUUUUAGGUUUGACAAGUCGUUUGAUGCUAUGUCUCUUUCUUUGUCGUAGACUGAUCAAUGGUUUCAGUGUUGUGGUGUGUCUUCAAAAAGCUAUGCUUUCGUGAGUCUUUAAUAUCCUGUUUUCAGCUUUUCAACUUCAAUAAUAAGUCUUUGCAUCGUUUCGUA
Molecule: messenger RNA, 2313 nt
Organism: Brassica rapa (field mustard)
Lineage: Eukaryota; Viridiplantae; Streptophyta; Magnoliopsida; Brassicales; Brassicaceae
Product: DEAD-box ATP-dependent RNA helicase 8
Molecular function (GO): nucleic acid binding; ATP binding; RNA helicase activity
Source: RefSeq, a predicted model, not a curated record